Drosophila subpulchrella is the source of this 320-nucleotide messenger RNA. RefSeq lists its product as uncharacterized. Lineage: Eukaryota; Metazoa; Arthropoda; Insecta; Diptera; Drosophilidae. The coding region runs from base 84 to 281 and encodes 65 amino acids. The transcript is spliced from 2 exons. The record is from RefSeq and is a predicted model, not a curated record.
CUGCUGUCACACGUGCCAGUGAUAAAAAAUCCCGCACACUUUCCACCGAAAGGCGUUAGUGUGUCGUUUUUUCCUAGCAGGCUAUGUCGUUGGGCAACGCAGGGCGAAUUGCUGUUUGUUGGACUGUUCUGACCGUGGGUGGCGUGUACGCUUUUGUGCUGUCGAAACAAUCCGUUGAGAGCCGGCGUUACGAGAGCAUGCGAGUUCGAGAGCGCAUGAGGAAGGCAAACCAGGGCGAUUACGACUCAACCGCAGCAUCGGACAGGCGAUUCGACUACUAACCAGUAGCACCCACCAUAUAGCACCCAGGAGAACCGUAU